AUGCUGCGUCAGGCACUUUGUAGAUUUGGUCAAAAACUGGUACGUGGACCUACGCUGAAGGAACCGGUGGCUGAGAAUGACCCACAGAGAAGAUUGAGCACUCUGGAUUUAGUGACCCAGGGUGUGGGCCACACAGUGGGUAUAGGUGUGUAUGUCCUGGCUGGUGAGGUGGUCAGAAAUCAAGCAGGACCAUCUUUUGUGAUCUGCAUUUUGGUGGCUGGCCUAUCUUCUCUGUUGGCUGGGCUGUGCUAUGCAGAGAUUAGUACCCUCAUUCCCCAUUCUGGCUCUGCAUAUCUCUACAGCUUUGUCACUAUAGGUGAACUCUGGGCCUUCAUCACUGACUGGAACCUCAUCCUCUCCCUUGUUGCUGAGAAAGCCAUUGUGUUCAUCACAUGGAUGUUAACUUUUGACAACCUGCAUGGGAACCGGCUGUCUCAGACUGUGCAAGAGAGCAUCUCAGCACAUGUUCCCCCUGUCCUUACAAAAUAUCUAGAAUUCUCUGCUCUGGGUUUUGUGUUGUUGUUCAUGGAAUUCAGGAGUCUUUGGUAUUCCGCAUCAUUAUUGAGUUCCACAGCUGCCAAACUGGUCACAUUGGUGAAACUUUUGGCUCUCAGCUUUGUCAUAACCUCUGGCUUCAUUAAGGGGUACCUGCACAACUGGAAGCUCACAGAAGAGGACUAUGUAAAGGCUGGACUCAAUGACACCUCGAGCUUGGGCCCUCUGGGCUCUGGAGGAUUUGUGCCUUUUGGCUUCAAGGGGAUUCUUGGUGGAUCAGCUACCUGUUUCUAUGCAUUUCUUGGUUUCAACCAUAUUGUUACCAGAGUUGAAAAAGCCCAGAGUCCCCAGCGUUCCAUCCCCAUUGGCAUUGUGAUUUCACUGUUCAUCUGCUUUUUGGUGUAUUUUGGUGUCUCUUCAGCAUUCACGCUUAUGGUGCCUUACUACCAGCUCCAACCUGGGAGCACCUUGCCUGAGGUAUUUCUCCAUAUUGGCUGGGUCCCUGUCUACUAUGUGGUAGCUUUUGCAUUGCUGUGCAUUCUUUCCGCCAGCCUUUGGAGCUUUGUGUGGCCAAUGCGUCAGGUGCUAUACAUGAUGGCAAAGGAUGGCCUCCUGUUCCCUGUCCUUACCCGUAUCUCUUUCUUCCAAUACUCUCUUAUCAUGAUCAUUGUGUUUGUUGGAACUAUUCCAGUCAUUGUAUUCAUCUUUGGAGUCACUGAUCUCUUGGACCUAAGGUCAGUUGUGUCCCUGAUUUGUCAUUCCCUGGUUGUGAUUUGUGUUCUCAUCCUCAGGUAUCAGCCUGAGAUGCAGAAUGAGGAAAAUGAAGCAGAGGUGCAGGAGGAGAAUGGACCUGCAGCAGAGAGGCUGACUCUACAGCGACUACUUUUUCCAGGUAGUUCCACCCCCACUCCACUCUCUGGCCGGGUUGUCCAUGUUUGUUCCUCACGGCUUGUGUUGCUCAAAGAAGUUUGCCUGGUGCUGACCCAGGGGCCAGUUCUGCUUUCUGGAGACCCAGUGUGGAUUUUGGUGGAUGUGCUGCUCCUGGUGCUCAUCAUUGGGAUCACUGGGGUCAUCUGGAGACAGCCUCAGAGCUCCAGUCCCCUUUACUUUAAGGCCUGCCUGCCUCUCCUCCCACUGCUGAGCGUCUUUGUGAAUGUUUACCUUAUGAUGCAGAUGACAGCUGGCACCUGGAUAGUAUUUGGUGUCUGGAUGCUAAUUGGGUUUGUUAUCUACUUCGCCUAUGGGAUCCAGCACAGCUGGGUCGCUAUCCCCACUUAAGUCAGGGCAAAAAGUGUAGACCUUGAAUUCAGCUGUGUCAGUACAUAUGCAGUUUGACAUCAUCGACCCAGUCGGGUCCCCCUGCAUAAUAAUGGAAUACUCUUGAUCACAGGGAAAGGUGGGCCUCCCAUGGGAUGUUGGUGGGUGAACACCAAUAGAGCUCUGUGUAUAUUGUGGAGUGAUGGGUGCAUCUUUGUUAAUUUUCCUUUUUUUUUUUUUUUACUUGUCUACUUGAAUUGUAUCUGUAGUUGCUUACUGGCUUUAAAAUGUUAUUAUUAUAAGAAACUAGAAAAAACAUUUUUUAUUUCCUUGCUUAAAUAUCCAGUACCCGUGGGGUGCCUGGCUGGCUCAAUCACUAGGGCAUGCAUUUUUUUCUCUCAGGGUGGUAACUUUGAGCCCCAUGUUGUGUGUAGAGAUUAUUUAAAAAAAUAACCAGUAGCAGUAUUACUGGAUCAUAGGUACUUUUAUUUUUAAUUUUUUGAGGAACCUCUAUACUGCUUUCCGUAGUGGCUGCACCAACUGACAUUCCCAACAAGAGUACCUGAGGGUUCCUUUUUCUCCACAAUACUUGCUUAUCUUUGUCUUUUUGAUUUUAGCCAUCCUGACAGGUUUAAAGUGAUAUCCAAUUGUAGUGUUAAUUUACAUUUCGCUGUGAUUAGUGAUGGUGAACACCUUUCCGAGUGUCUGUUGGCCAUCUGUAUAUCAUCUUUAGAAAAAUGUCUAUUUAGUUCCUCUGCCCAUUUUUCAAGUGGAUUGAGUUGUAUAAGUUGUUUCUGUAUUUUGUGUAUGAACCUCUUAUUGGAUAUAUCAUUUACAAAUACCUUCCCUUAUUCAGUGGGUUGCCUUUCUCUCUUGAUGCUGAUUUCCUCUUCAGGGCAAAAGCAUUUUAGUUACAUGAUUUCAAAAAGAUAUAUGCACCCCUAUGUUUACUGUGGCAUAGUUUACAAUAGCCAGGACAUGGAAGCAACCCAAAUGUCCCUUGAUAGAUGAAUAGAUAAAGAAGAUGUAAUAUCUAUCAAAUUA
This is a messenger RNA of Neofelis nebulosa (Clouded leopard), 2796 nucleotides long. Its product is annotated as cationic amino acid transporter 3-like. Lineage: Eukaryota; Metazoa; Chordata; Mammalia; Carnivora; Felidae. Gene Ontology annotation, biological process: transmembrane transport; amino acid transport. Gene Ontology annotation, cellular component: plasma membrane. The record is from RefSeq and is a predicted model, not a curated record. Gene Ontology annotation, molecular function: amino acid transmembrane transporter activity.